This is a messenger RNA of Tetranychus urticae (two-spotted spider mite), 2022 nucleotides long. Its product is annotated as ubiquinone biosynthesis protein COQ8, mitochondrial. Gene Ontology annotation, biological process: ubiquinone biosynthetic process. The record is from RefSeq and is a predicted model, not a curated record. Lineage: Eukaryota; Metazoa; Arthropoda; Arachnida; Trombidiformes; Tetranychidae.
UUGUUUACAUUUUGUUUCAAUGUUUAUGUUUUUUUUGUAUUUGUGUUGUUCAUCAAUUAUCUAAUGUCUUUUAAUAAGAAUAAUCAAGUGUUUCUAUAUUUUCUUAAAAAUAGUAAUCAAUCACUGAAAAUAAUUCUUGGCUUACGAGGGAAUGAAGAUGUUCCUCGUCACCUUCUUUGGGUACUUCAAAAUCGUGUUACUAACAAUGCCUUUGAGGCAAGUUCAAAGUUAAAUGAAGUCUUGCCUCAAUCAAAUAAUCUACCCAAACCGCCGAAGUUGAGUGAACUCAUUGGUAAAGGAACAAGUGUAGUCAAAGGAAUUGAAAAAUUUGCUAAAAUCGGUUUGAAUGUUAAUGGAAAUCCCGUUCUAGAAUUGACCAACAAAACAACAAGCAACCAUUUGCCUGAUUUAAAUGAAUCAAAUAGCACUGUAAAUAAUUCUAAUGAAUCUUCAGCUGAUAUAAAAGGCGACAAAACCGUCGAAAUAAAUGUUCAGAGAUCUAAACUCAAACCACUUAAACUUCCAGCAGAUAAGAGAUUGAACAUAAAAUUACCAGAGACUCAAUCUCUAAGUAACAAAUCCAAGGAAAGUAAAGUUCCUUCAUCUAGAAUAUCACGUUUGGUUUCUUUUGGAGGACUUGCUGCAAGUUUAGGCUAUGGUGCUCUCAAGCAAAUAACUAAGAAAAAAUUAAGAUUCGAGGAUGAAACUCUAAGCUCAAAACCUGGCAAUUUAAUUUCUGAAGAGAUGGCCCAGAAAAUUGUUGAUACUUUGUGUAAAACUCGUGGGGCUGGUCUCAAGAUCGGACAGAUGUUGAGCUUACAAGACAGUUCUAUGAUCGAUCCUCAAUUGCAAGCAAUCUUUGAAAGGGUUCGCCAAGCUGCUGAUUUUAUGCCUUCUAAACAAAUGGAGCAAGUUUUAUAUACUGAGUUUGGUGACAGUUGGAAAGAAAAAUUGCAACAUAUGGACACUAAGCCAUUUGCAGCUGCAUCUAUUGGUCAAGUUCAUAGAGUUACUCUCAAAGACGGAACUGUAGCUGCAAUGAAAAUUCAAUAUCCUGGAGUAGCUGAAAGCAUUGAUAGUGAUAUUAAAAAUUUAGUCUCAAUUUUAAACCUUUGGAAUGUUUUACCUGAUGGACUUUUUAUCGACACUAUCGUAAAAGUUGGACGGAAAGAGUUAAUGUGGGAAGUUGACUACGAGAGAGAAGCUAUAUGUACAAAAAAGUUUCGCGAAUUAAUGGAACCUUACUUUGAAGAGGAAGGAUUUUAUGUUCCUAAAGUAAUCGACGAACUAUCAACCAAAAAAGUUUUUACUUCUGAAUUGAUUCAUGGUAUUCCUGUCGAUAAAUUGGCUGAUAUGCCUGAGAUUACUCAAGAAGUACGCAAUUCGGUUGCUCGACGACUUCUUCGACUGUGUCUUAGAGAGGUGUUCAUCUUCCGGUACAUGCAAACGGAUCCCAAUUGGUCAAACUUUUUUUAUGAUCCUUCUACCGAUACUAUAAAUUUGCUUGAUUUUGGAGCAACUCGAGAGUUCUCUAAAGAGUUUGUUGAUAAUUACAUGAAAAUUAUUCAUGCUGCUGCUUUACAGGACCGUGAAGGUGUUUUGCGCUCUUCAAUUAAUUUAGGUUUCCUGACUGGAUAUGAAUCAAAAAUUAUGGAGAAAGCUCAUGUUGAUGCAGUAAUGAUUUUAGGACAAGCUUUUGCUACUGAAGGUGAUUAUGAUUUUGGUGCUCAGGACACAACUCGUCGUAUAAAUGAACUUAUACCCGUUAUGCUACAACAUAGACUCACCCCACCGCCUGAAGAAACUUACUCUUUACAUCGGAAAACAUCGGGUGUAUUCUUAUUGUGCACUAAGUUAAAGGCCGUAAUUAAUUGUAAAGAAUUAUUCGAAGAUAUUUAUGAGAAAUAUUUAACACUUGAAUAGUGCAAUGUUUAUGAUGUAUUUAUUGUACAAUUGAAAUAUGAAUAUUAGUUGAAAAUCACUAGCUGAUUUGGUUUGGAUUAAAAUUUUCUUUGUCUAGCA